Molecule: messenger RNA, 1698 nt
Organism: Parasteatoda tepidariorum (common house spider)
Lineage: Eukaryota; Metazoa; Arthropoda; Arachnida; Araneae; Theridiidae
Product: NAD-dependent protein deacylase sirtuin-5, mitochondrial
Cellular component (GO): nucleus
Molecular function (GO): histone deacetylase activity, NAD-dependent; NAD+ binding; protein-succinyllysine desuccinylase activity
Source: RefSeq, a predicted model, not a curated record
UUCUGAGGUGAGAAUAUCGUGUUUUCUGCUACUGAUUAAAUAUCAUUUAAUUUAUAUCAAUUUGAUUAAGACUUAAAAGAAAUAAUUAAUCAUCUUCUUUUUAUUGAUGCUUUUACUUCUUUCUGUAUGUAAGGUUUUUUUUUAAUAUUCAGUGGUAACAUCAGUAUUAAAGUUGAACUUUUGUUGAGUUUUUUCGUAGUUUUACUUUACUAACUAAAACAGUUACUUUUUCAUUAAGAACUGCAAACUUAGUAUUCUGUAACUUACAGAGGAUGCUCAUAAGAAGAUAGUUUCUAACUGGUGUUAUCAAUGGCUUUUUGUGUGUUAAGACGUCACUCAACAUUUUUGCGUAGAAUGGCUUCAUCCUCUUUAGCAGGCAAAGUAAGGAAACAGCCUAGUUCAGAUAUGGCAGCCUUUAGAAUGGUAUUUCAAAAAGCCAAACAUGUUGUAGCUCUUACUGGAGCGGGUAUUAGUGCGGAAAGUGGAAUUCCAACAUUUCGAGGGGCUGGAGGUCUGUGGAGGAAAUACAAUUCACAGGAUCUUGCAACUCCAGGAGCAUUUUUAGCCAACCCAUCUUUAGUAUGGGAAUUUUAUAACUAUCGAAGGGACUUGGUUCUUAGCAAGAAACCCAAUCCUGCCCAUUUCGCACUUGCAAAAGCUGAAGCUCACUUAGAGUCACAAGGGCGAAGACUUGUGGUAAUAACUCAAAAUAUAGAUGAGCUGCACAGGGAUGCUGGAACAAAAAAUCUUCUUGAACUUCAUGGUACUUUGUUUCGCACCAGGUGUACGAAAUGCGGACAUAUUUCGGAAAAUAGAAAGAACCCUAUCUGCCCUUCAUUACUUGGAAAAGGCGCUCCUGAUGAAGAUGCUAUUGAUGCUAGAAUUCCUGAACAAGAAUUACCACGGUGUUCAAAAUGCUCUGGUCUACUGAGGCCUCAUGUUGUAUGGUUUGGUGAAUCUUUAGAUCCGGAUGUCUUAAAUUCAGCUCAACAGGAAUUGGAUCAAUGUGACCUCUGUUUAGUUAUUGGUACUUCAUCAGUUGUUUAUCCCGCUGCUAUGUUCGCUCCUGCUGUUGCAGACAGAGGUGUGCCAGUUGCAGAAUUUAACAUUGAAUCUACACCAGGAACUGAAAAUUUUGGGUUUCAUUUUGAAGGAUUUUGUGGAAGCACACUGCCAAAAGCUCUGGGAGUUUAGAUACUGUAUAAGUACUGUGUAAUCAACUGUGCAUCUAGAAACUGUGUAGCAAUCUCUAACUUUGUCUGGCAUCCGAGGCGGGGCUACACUAGGAAUUCCUGCCAAAUUAGUAUAAUCACUUCAGUGACAAGACUAUCUAAUGGUGCCUAAGUGGAUCGAGCUUGCUAGCACUCAACAAAAUAAUUAACGACAGAUUUGUUAAUAAAAUUUUUACAUCUUUCGUUAGAUUCUUUCUGGAGGGGAUGAUGCAUUUUCCAGAUCCUCAAAUUUAAGUGCGUUUUUUGUAUGCCUGUGACUUGUGCCUGAAAAAAAAUAUUACUCUUUUUAUUUCAAGUCCAGAGAAUUAUAAAAAAAUCUAAAGAGAUUUAUCAAAAAAUAAAAUUAUAUAUAUAUAUGUCCACUAGUCACCAAUAAUUAGGUGGUGCAUAUGCAAUGUAGAUAACUUUUGUUUAGUAAUCGAAUAUAUUAUACGUGACUUCAGAAAUAAAUUGCAUCCUUCUAUUA